This is a messenger RNA of Melanotaenia boesemani (Boeseman's rainbowfish), 798 nucleotides long. RefSeq names its product lactase-like protein. Bases 1 to 798 code for a protein of 265 amino acids. The record is from RefSeq and is a predicted model, not a curated record. NCBI's taxonomy places the organism in Eukaryota, Metazoa, Chordata, Actinopteri, Atheriniformes, Melanotaeniidae. Gene Ontology annotation, molecular function: beta-glucosidase activity. Gene Ontology annotation, biological process: carbohydrate metabolic process. The transcript has 5 exons.
AUGCAGAUUAUCAGAGCAGAGAAACUCACCUGCAGCAGAAGCAAAGGUGAUGAUGAUGAUGGUGAUCUGAUGGUGCAGCUCAGCAGCGACACCGGACCUGAGUUGCAGACAGAGAUCAAGGCAUGCAGGAAGAGUGGCCAGCAGGGCCUGGGAGCUUCGCGGCUGCCUGUCUUCUCACCCCAGGAGAAGAGUUACAUCAAAGGCACCUGUGACUUCCUGGGUCUCGGACAUUUUACCACCCGCUACAUCACCCAGAAGAACUACCCAUCUGGCCUCGGGGAUAGCUACUUCGCAGAUCGUGACCUCGCUGAGCUGGUUGACCCGAAAUGGCCCGAUCCUGGUUCUGAGUGGCUUUAUUCAGUUCCCUGGGGCUUCCGCCGCUUGCUGAACUUUGUGAAGACUCAGUAUGGAAACCCCAUGAUCUACGUGACAGAAAACGGUGUCUCAGAGAAAAUGCUCUGCACUGACCUCUGCGAUGACUGGCGGAUGCAGUACUUUCAAGACUACAUCAAUGAAAUGCUGAAAGCCAUUAAAGACGGGGUAAAUUUGAAGGGCUACACCGCCUGGUCCCUCCUGGAUAGCUUUGAGUGGGAUGAAGGAUACUCUGAAAGGUUCGGUCUCUACUUUGUGGACUUCAGGAACAAAAACAAACCACGCUACCCGAAGGCAUCUGUUCAGUUCUAUAAACGCAUCAUUAGCUCUAACGGCUUUCCAAUCAGAGAGAGGAGUUCAGCCUCCGAACAGGAGUCAUGGGAAAAUGGCUACUACUGGCUAGCCUGCUGGUGUAGCCCUGAAUAG